AUGAAAAAGUCAAAGACAAUCAAUAUCACUGGAGAUAAAGAAAUUCUUGACAUCUUAGGAUUUAGACCACCCCAUCAUAUCGAUUUAACAGAAUUCCAACCAAAAAUUCAGAUUACACAAGACUUAAAUUCUAAUAUUCUUCACUUACUUGCUGGUGUUAGAACAUCAAAAAUAGAUAAAUCUGAAAUAAAAAAAGGAUGUACAAGUGAAACUCCUUUAUUUGCACACUCAGAAAAAGAAUUCAAAAACCCUCAAGAAGAAAAAGAAGUUAAUGAAAAUACUAACCUAAUAAGUAAAGAAAUUGUUCCAUCUGAUUAUAGCUUAAUAGAUAUUUCUUGUAUCCCCAAAGAACCCUCUCAGGCUUUAUCUGUAUUAAAACCUAAUAAGAAGAAAGUUAAAGAGAGAAAUGGAACUACUAAGUUAGAGAUUGGAAUGCACACAGCAAUAAUGCCUUCUUACCUUAACCAUAUAACUAAUAAUAAAAGAACUAAAACAAAACCAUUGAUGAUUGGAGUUCAACAACUUCUAAAGAAACCUCCAACACCAACAAAAAAAAGAAUUACUGAAACAACACAUAUACAAACAAUGAAUCGACUAGAAAAAAGGAAGUCAUUAGAAAUCAAACAUAACACAAAUGAACAAAUAAAACGAACUGAACACGUUCUAAAAGAAACACACAAAACAAUUGCAGAUACUCAAUCAUUAAUAAAAAAAAUAGAACGUCAAACCACUGCAACAAACGAUAUUAAAGAGUUUAAAGAACGGAACGCUGCUAACAGAGCAAUUAAAUUAAGAGCAGAAAAGGUUAUUCGUGAAAUUGAUCGUAAAAGAAAAUCUUUAAUAAAUAAAACAGAAAUAGAAACACGUGCCAAACGAAUGACACUACCACAAUUACCAAAUUAUUUAAAACAAGCCAUUAAGAAGAAAAAAACAGAGGCUAUUAAAAGUAAGUCAUUGUAA
This is a messenger RNA of Entamoeba dispar SAW760, 960 nucleotides long. RefSeq lists its product as uncharacterized. Lineage: Eukaryota; Evosea; Mastigamoebida; Endamoebidae. The transcript has a single exon. The record is from RefSeq and is a predicted model, not a curated record. Bases 1 to 960 code for a protein of 319 amino acids.